AUGAGCGAACUAGAAGGUACAAUUAGACAAGCUAAAGAAGCUCUCUCUGAAAAUAAUGCCAAAAAGGCUCUCAAAAUAUUGAAACCGUUCAAAAGUUCAUUGAAGAAGGAAAAUGCAGACAAUGUGAUACUGAAUGAAGUGUUUGCAGAUGCAUACCUAGAUAAUGGACAAGUAGAGAAAGCCUAUCCCAUCUUAGCACGUGCCUGUGAAUUAGAUCCUGAGGGACAAAUUGGCGGGCCCGACAAAUUCUUCACCAUGGGCCAAAUCAUGGGUGGACAGGAUGGUGUGUCGAUAAUAACCCGUGGAAUAAUGAACAUAUCUAAUAUUGGUGAAACGUUAACCAACGACCAUGUUGAAAAAAUUGUGGGCGGACUGCUUUCCAUGAUUGAAAUUUGGAUGACAGAUUUAUGUAUGGAGCCAAACGCAGAAGAGCAGUGCGAGGAGUUAAUACAAAAAGCGAUGGAACUCACAGAAGGAAAAUCCCCUGAAACAUGGUCCACCUUAGGUUCUAUCAAAAUUUCACAACAAAAAUUUGGAGAGGCCUAUGAAGCAUUCUCUCAGGCUUGGAAUUUCUUUGACUUGAAGAAGCAGGAAAUUGGUAGUGGUAUAAAUGGAAACGGCGACGCAACUCAAAGAACUAGUUUACAGUCAGAGUACGUAGAUCUUUUGCAACCUCUUUUAUCCUUAACAAAGAUGUGCCUUGAAGUAGGUGCCUACGAAGUCGCAUUGAAAGUUAUUGCCGCAGUUAGGGAUAUUGAUGAAGAUAACAUAGAGGGUUAUUACCUAGAGGGUUUUACUUAUUAUUUAAUGAGCAAAUUAGAGAUUUUCAAGUUGAAAAAUCCUGAAGUAAGCCUGCGUCCAGAAAAUAUAUACGAGUUUAAUCAGCUCAUUCAAGAAGUUCCUUUGGAUUUAUCCCAUGAACUAAUCUCCCAGUUUAUCUAUGACUCAAGGUUAGCGUUAAGUUUUGCAUUACAAGCGGGUGCCAAUGCUGAUAGCAAAGAUGAAAUUGUGCAAGAAUUAUUGGGCGGUGCAACCGCUUUACUCCAAGAAAUUGGUGGUCCUCUAGAUCCAAGAGAAUUAUCACAAAUCAGAAAGGGAGAAUUAGUGAAUGAGAACGAAGACUUGGAAGAGUUGGAUAUAGAGGAAGAGUGUUCUGACUAG
Molecule: messenger RNA, 1161 nt
Organism: Saccharomyces paradoxus
Lineage: Eukaryota; Fungi; Ascomycota; Saccharomycetes; Saccharomycetales; Saccharomycetaceae
Gene: ACL4
Product: Acl4p
Exons: 1
Coding region: 1-1161 (386 amino acids)
Cellular component (GO): mitochondrial outer membrane
Molecular function (GO): protein binding
Source: RefSeq, a predicted model, not a curated record